AUGGAGACUCUUCAACAAUCACUCUUCUCCAAUGACCAAUACACAGUGGGAUGGAUCUCUGCGCUCCCAAUCGAAUUGGCAGCAGCCAAAGGGAUGCUAGACGAGGAACAUGGAGCUCCACAGACUCCUGCAGCAGAAGCAGACCAGAAUUCAUACCUUCUUGGAAAGAUCGGGAGUUUCAAAGUAGUUGUCGCUUGCUUGCCCAAGGAUCAAAUUGGUUCGGUGUCGGCCGCUGUGGUCGCACGAGACAUGGUCUCCACCUUUCCCAAGAUACGAAUUGGACUUCUGGUUGGAAUUGGUGCUGGAAUUCCAGAUGAAGACAAUGACAUUCGGCUUGGCGAUGUGGUCAUUAGCAGUGAUAAGGCCAGUGGAGGCGUUGUUGUCUAUGAUUUUGGAAAACGCCUCGCAGACGGCUCUUUCCAGAGCAUCUCAACACUGAAUCGCCCGCCUAGGUCGCUCAGCUCUGCCCUUGUUCAGCUCGAGGCGGCACAUAUGACACGCGAAAAUCACAUCUCACACUACAUCGACACUAUGCUUCUGAAGUAUCCAUUUAUGCGAAAGGCUGGCUAUGGCCGACCAACACAGGACACAGAUCGCCUGUUCGAGACCGAAUAUAAACAUUCCGCUGGUCGAACAUGUGAUAAAUGCGAUCCCUCAGAAGAGGUCUCUCGAGAGCCACGCUACGAUGAGUAUCCGGUUAUUCAUUAUGGGACAAUCGCCACUGGUGAUUCUGUUAUCAAGCAUGCCCCUACUAGGGAAGAGCUCAAGCAGAAGCAUAAUGCGAUCUGCUUAGAAAUGGAAGCAUCUGGAUUGAUGAAUAAUUUCCCAUGUCUGGUGAUUCGGGGGAUUUCUGACUAUGCUGAUUCUCAUAAAAAUGAUCGCUGGCAUGCAUAUGCUGCUGCGGCCGCGGCUGGGUGUGCUAAGGAGGUUCUUCAAUAUGUCCAGCCCAAGGAGGUUGACAUGGCAUCUGCCGCUAACGAAGUGCUUGUUUCUAAAGAUGUAUCUGAAAUAAAAGCCGUGAUCAUGACAGAACGAGUCAAGAACAUCCUUGACUGGAUCAGCCCUCUUGAUUUUAGUGUGCAACAGAAGCUGGCGUUCAAGACGCGCCAGCAAGGCACAGGCCUAUACAAGAGGAUAUUCAUUGUGAUUGAUGGUCUUGACGAGUAUCUUCCAUCGAAACCAGAGGAACGGCGGAAACUACAAUCAGAACUUUUCAAGCUACAGAAUGAUUUUCCAGUGAACAUCCUGGCUACGUCGCGGUUUGUCUCUGAAAUUCUAGGCGAUUUCGAAGGAUUCCCACGGAAGGAGAUCAGGGCAGUUGAUGAAGAUGUCCUCAACUACGCAAAUACACGAAUUCCACUUUUGGUGCGCGGUACCAUACCAAGCUAUCCUGGAACCCAAGACGAGGUUCGGCAGAGCAUUGUGUCGAGCGCAGAUGGAAUGUUUCUUCUUGCUACGCUACACUUGGAUCACCUUAUGGGAUUUCCGACUGUAGGGGAAUUGAAAGAGGCCUUGCCACUAUUAUCACGUGGUGAAAAUGGUCUGUUCGGUGCAUAUGACUUGGCGAUGAAAAGAAUCAAAUCUCAGCCACCAGCUUGCGGACAACUGGCAAUGAAAGUUCUAUUCUGGCUGACCUAUGGCAGGCGGCCACUGCGUGAAAAUGAGCUGCAACAUGCACUGGCGAUCCGAGAGAACAUGGAAGAGCUCAAUCUGGAGUUCAUGCCACCGGCUGAGAUGAUUGAUUCGUUUUGUGCCGGUCUGGUGAUCCGAGAGAGCGACACCGGCAUCGUUCGACUGGUCCACGGAAUAACUCACCAAGUGAACCCGAAGUCAUCGUGA
Molecule: messenger RNA, 1839 nt
Organism: Penicillium daleae
Lineage: Eukaryota; Fungi; Ascomycota; Eurotiomycetes; Eurotiales; Aspergillaceae
Exons: 4
Coding region: 1-1839 (612 amino acids)
Biological process (GO): nucleoside metabolic process
Molecular function (GO): catalytic activity
Source: RefSeq, a predicted model, not a curated record